CCUGCCCGGCUCUCUAACCCGGAAGUGGUGCUCCGGGCCACUCCUCCCGCCGUGUGUCUAGUUGUUGUGGGCUCACUGGACAGUUGCUGCGCCGCUCGCAUCCUCCGGUUCAUGGAUCGCACGUGUGAGGAGAAGCCCACGGACGAAGUGAGCGACGAGGAGGACCCCGACUCUACGGAAGCCCCAGCCCGGAUCCGGGACACUCCGGAAGACAUUGUGCUGGAAGCUCCAGCCAGUGGGUUGGCGUUCCAUCCCGCCCGCGAUCUCCUGGCGGCUGGGGACGUGGACGGGGACGUGUUCGUCUUUCGCUACUCCUGCCAAGAGGGAGACACCAAGGAGCUCUGGUCCUCAGGUCACCACCUCAAGUCCUGCCGUGCUGUCGUCUUCUCCGAGGAUGGGCAGAAACUCGUUACCGUCUCCAAGGACAAAGCCAUCCACUUUCUAGAUGUGGAGCAGGGCCGACUGGAAAGACGCAUUUCCAAGGCUCACGGUGCCCCCAUCAACAGUCUGCUGCUGGUAGAUGAGAAUGUUCUGGCCACUGGGGACGACACAGGUGGCGUUCGCCUCUGGGACCAGCGGAAGGAAGGCCCCUUGAUGGAUAUGCGGCAGCACGAGGAGUACAUCGCUGACAUGGCCCUGGAUCCAGCCAAGAAGCUGCUGCUGACAGCCAGUGGAGACGGCUGCCUCGGCGUCUUCAACAUCAAGCGACGUCGGUUUGAGCUGCUCUCCGAGCCUCAGUCUGGAGACCUGACCUCCGUCACGCUCAUGAAAUGUGGGAAGAAGGUGGUCUGUGGCUCCAGCGAAGGUACCAUCUACCUCUUCAACUGGAAUGGCUUUGGGGCCACAAGUGACCGCUUUGCCCUGAGAGCAGAGUCCAUCGACUGCAUGGUUCCAGUGACUGAGAGUCUGCUGUGUGCUGGCUCUACCGACGGGGUCAUCAGGGCCGUCCACAUCCUGCCAAACCGAGUGGUGGGCAGCGUGGGCCAGCACGCCGGGGAGCCUGUGGAGAAGCUGGCCCUCUCCCACUGUGGCCGUUUCCUGGCCAGCAGUGGCCAUGACCAGCGCCUCAAGUUUUGGGACAUGGCCCAGCUGCGAGCAGUGGUGGUGGAUGACUACCGCCGGCGCAAGAAGAAGGGAGGGCCGCUGCGGGCGCUGAGCAGCAAGGCCUGGAGCCCAGAUGACUUCUUUGCAGGACUGAGGGAGGAGGGCGAGGACGCCGCAGCUCCGGUGCAGGAGGAGGAGGAGAGCGAGGACGAUAGUGACUGAGGGCAUGGACUGAAUCUCAGGAUGGUUCUCAGGGGGCAGCUCCUGCUUCCUGGGCUCGACCCCCAGAGGCUGGGAACUUAAAACACCCUAUUGUGCAGAACCUGAAGAUGCAGAGGCUCAGGACUCACCGUGAUGUGAGGACAUACUUGUCCUGUAGCAGCUGCUCUCCACCAGUGUAAGGCAAACCCACAGCUGGGGCAAGACAGCACAGACGCAGGUGUACACCAACCAGGGGUUUAAUAUAAAUACAACCAGCACAGAAAACUCAAAAGCUACACGUACACCAAAACCAGAAUGCCAAGUGGCAGGGGCCAAGGCAGGCUUCUGACCCUUUGGCUCAGCCAGCCCCCAAAUAAAAACAUCAGAAAAGACAAAAAA
Molecule: messenger RNA, 1644 nt
Organism: Sus scrofa (pig)
Lineage: Eukaryota; Metazoa; Chordata; Mammalia; Artiodactyla; Suidae
Gene: WDR55
Product: WD repeat domain 55
Molecular function (GO): protein binding
Source: RefSeq, a predicted model, not a curated record